UUCUCUCAGUCAAGUUCAAUAACACAGCAUAACAGUACCGGGUACCGAGCAGUCGCGUAGCUAACCGUUUGAAAGUAUACAGAGUAUUUGCGUUAAUUUUUUCAAAAGGCGUUCGAAAUUUGCAUUGUGGAGUCCUUUAUGGAGUUGGAAUAAUGAAGUAUAUUAUUAUUAUUGUGAUAAUAUCAUGUAUUACGCCGAUUGUGGUACCGGCUAAAUAUGUUUUGCCGAAAUGGAAGAAACAGCCGUCAACGGUGGCUCUAUACGAGAAGAGUGUUCAGGCCUGCGAGUUACCAGCCGUGCAGAGCGAGCACAGCCAUUACGUGUGCGACGACAAGGGGGAGCCCAAGUGCCUGCCCGGUUGGCAGGGAGAUCUCUGUGACGUGCCUAUAUGUAGGAAGGGCUGCGAUCCGUUGCAAGGGUACUGCAAGAGGCCGGGAGAGUGCCGCUGCAAACUAGGUUUCUAUGGAGAAAGGUGCAAUAAAUGCAUACCUUUACCUGGGUGUCAGCAUGGUUACUGCAAUGUGUCCUUUGAAUGCAUUUGCCGGGAGGGAUGGGAUGGGAUUUUCUGUUCUGAACCCAUGUGUCGUUCUGACUGCCACGCGACCCGCGGUUUCUGCGAGUCGCCCGGGGAAUGCCGCUGCCGGCUCGGCUGGGCGGGGCCCACGUGCCGCGCCUGCCAGCCCCUGCCCGGCUGCCAGCAUGGAUACUGCGACAAGCCGCUAGAGUGUAAAUGCCUGCCGGGGUAUACUGGACUGUUGUGUCAGACGCCAAUCUGCGCGCCAGGAUGCCACGGCGAGCGAGGGUACUGCAGGCGGCCGGGAGAAUGCCGCUGCAAGGUGGGCUGGACGGGUCCCACGUGCGCGCAGUGCCAUCGGUAUCCGGGCUGCGUGCAUGGCACCUGCAACCGACCCUGGGAGUGCAUAUGCAAGAAAGGCUGGGGAGGCAUGUUGUGUGAUGAAGAACUAAAUUACUGUGACAAGAAUCCUGACACAUGUAAAAAUGGCGGGAAAUGCCAGUCCUUAGAAUCCGGUGACGGCUUCUUCAGGUGUCAAUGCCCUCCCGGAGUGAGCGGGAAACAUUGUGAGAACCUUCCAGAAAGCAGUACUUCUAAUAAUGUCACAGACACUACUACUGAAGCUGUCGUAGAAAAUGAAACUACAACAAAAGAAGACGAAGGCAGUGAUGAUAAUGAGACUGAAUAAAUUGUAUAAAUUCAGUAGCCUCUAGUGAAUAUAAAAUAUCUAAUAGAUCAUGGUCUGUACUUUGUUCUUUCGUCUGUUCUUUUAGUACGUAUUUUAGAAUUACAAAAAUUAGCCAUCGAAAAUAAAUUUAAAGGAACCUUUCUGUUGAUAAUAAUUAUUAGUGCUUCACGUUUCUACAAUAUAUUUUGAGUUUCAAAUGAAUAAUACAUUAUUAUUUUGAUUGUAUAGAAUUUUAUUCUAUUGUGCUACCGAGUUCUAUUUUUGGGGUGCCAUUGGGUGAAAUUAAUGAACUUUCAUUAAUGUCUUGUUUCAACAAUGUGCAUUUAAAAUCUUAAUAUAUUUUUAAUAAUAUCUGUAUCAUGUAUUGACUGACUUAAAUUAUUACUCACUAUAGUUUUAAGUAUUUAUUUGUAAAUUAUAAGAUUUUUAUAAUAAAUUAUUUAAAACGU
Molecule: messenger RNA, 1651 nt
Organism: Zerene cesonia (dogface butterfly)
Lineage: Eukaryota; Metazoa; Arthropoda; Insecta; Lepidoptera; Pieridae
Product: neurogenic locus protein delta-like
Exons: 6
Coding region: 153-1202 (349 amino acids)
Biological process (GO): cell communication
Cellular component (GO): membrane
Source: RefSeq, a predicted model, not a curated record